Biomphalaria glabrata is the source of this 2564-nucleotide messenger RNA. RefSeq names its product alpha-soluble NSF attachment protein-like. The record is from RefSeq and is a predicted model, not a curated record. Gene Ontology annotation, cellular component: vacuolar membrane; SNARE complex. Gene Ontology annotation, molecular function: soluble NSF attachment protein activity; syntaxin binding. The coding region runs from base 178 to 1059 and encodes 293 amino acids. NCBI's taxonomy places the organism in Eukaryota, Metazoa, Mollusca, Gastropoda, Planorbidae. Gene Ontology annotation, biological process: intracellular protein transport; SNARE complex disassembly. The transcript has 9 exons.
UUGUAAUAGUGAUAAUGUCAUUAAUGUAAUGUUUGUGUUGUAGUGGAGUGGUGAUGCGUAUUCUAUUCUAGGCCUUGAUCUAACUUCUAAGUCUAGAUCCAGAUCUAGAUUUCUAGAUGUUAUUAUUUGAAAAUUUAUAAUUAUUACUAUUCAUAUCGACAAAACACACAUUUUAUAAUGGCUGAUCAAGAGCAGAAAGCAUUACAAUUAAUUGCUGAAGCUGAAAAAAAGUUGAAAUCUUCAAAAGGAUUAUUUAAUUCAUUGUUUGGUGGUGGAGGUUCCAAACAAGAGGAAGCAUGUGAUUUGUAUGUCAGAGCAGCAAAUGCCUUUAAAAUGGCUAAAAAAUGGCCACAGGCAGGUAAAGCAUUUGAAGAAGCGGCAUUGCUUCAGAUAGCUCUAGGUAGCAAGCAUGAAGGGGCCACACAUUAUGUUGAAGCUGGUAACUGUUAUAGAAAAGCUGAUGCCAAUGCUGCUGUUAGUGCAAUACACAAAGCCAUAGAGAUUUACACAGAUAUGGGUAGAUUUAAUAUAGCUGCUAAACAUCACAUAACUGUGGCAGAGAUUUAUGAAAAUGAAUUAUCAGACAUGGAGAAGGCUGUUCAAAAUUAUGAACAAGCAGCAGAUUACUAUAAAGGGGAGGAGUCAAAUAGCUCUGCCAAUAAAUGUUUGUUGAAAGUUGCUCAGUUCUCUGCAACAUUGGAAAAUUAUGAAAAAGCCAUAGAAAUAUAUGAGCAGGUGGCUGUGUCUAGUAUGGACAACUCCUUACUGAAGUAUAGUGCAAAAGAUCACUUUUUUAGGGCCUCAAUUUGUCAUAUGUGCAUGGAUACAGCUAAUGCCACAUUGGCAGUGAAAAAAUAUGAAGAGAUGUUCCCAGCAUUUGCUGACUCUAGAGAGUGUAAGCUUGUCAAGAAACUACUGGAGGCAAUAGAAGCUGAGAAUGUGGACCAGUUUACAGAAGUGUUAAAAGAGUAUGACAGCAUAUCACGACUGGAUCCCUUCCUGACCACAUUGCUGGUGAGAGUCAAGAAACAAUUGAGUGCAGAGCCUGACUUGUGUUGAGAAUCAGUCAUUAUUCAGUUCUCUUCAUUUCAUUCUGUAUCUAACAGUCAAAGGUUGAAAGGUUCUCGAACAUUCACUGACAAGUUUUUUUCCACUUUGGUUCAUGUUGAGACUCCCUAAAUUGUCUUAAAAUUGUGUAGUUUUGUUUUUAUUAUUAGAGGGGGGGGGGGAAGAUAAGUCGAGAUUUUAAAAAAAAUAUAUUCCUUCUUGAAGUAAUGUCCAUGUUAUGUUCAGAUCAUUUUAUGAUGACCUUGCAUUGUGCUGUUUUUUUUUUAAUAAAGUUUCUUCCUUUCCCACUUUGAAAGUGACAGUGUGAGUCUUCAGUUACUGUGUGGGCACAUUUAUUGAAAGAAGUUUAUAAUGUGCACAUUUCAUUACUUGUUUAGGUCUUAAUUAUCUGUUUUAUUCAACUUGAUUAAAUUAGAUGGACAUAGUUUAACUCAACCUCAAACUUUGAGUUUUUGUUUCCUAUGUUGUAUUUUAUAGUACUGGUACAGACAUAAAAAAAAAAAUCUCAGUCACUUAUGUAGAUUGUUUUUAGUGAAUGGAAAUAUUGGUUUGUUAUUUAUAUUGACAUCACUGUUUUAUUAAAUAGCUUGUCAAAUAAAUUUGCUAUUACAAAUUCUCUGAUAUUAAUUGGUUACAGAUACAAAUGUUCAAUGCAGCGUUCUUUUUUUUUUUCUAUGGUUUUAAUUCAUUUAAUUUAAAAUAAUUAAAAAUCUGAAGAAUAAAAAAAGUAUAAAAAGUAAAGACUAAUCACUACUAUGAAAUAUUUGUUACACAGGAAAUAUACAGCCACAUUGUAUUUGUUCAACUCUUUAAGUUAUUAUUAAGACAUUAAGUAUUUGAUUUCAGUGUCUGAGUAUGGAGUGUAAACAUGAAGUACAAAAGUAUGUAUGAAGUUUCAGAUUCUUUAUAAAUGUAUUUUCAAUGUUUAAACUUGUUCUAUUCUCUACUCUGUAGCCAUCACCAACGAAAUGUUGAGGACAUCUUUUUUUUUACUAGGCUAGUCAAGGAUAAACUUUAUCAAUAGAAUAUUAGAACUGAUGCUUAGAGAGUCAAAGAUAUUUUGUAAUAUUUAACAUUCUAUGAGCUGUCCAUUUGUGUAGAUAUUCUAGCCAUUGCUAUUUAUUGUCUUUGAAUGGAGUUCAUAAGUUUGAAAUUGAUUUAACUAUUUUUUUUUCUCUAUAUUUUGUCUCACUAUGAAGCAGAUUAGUAACAGUUUUUAAUCAGUAUAUGUGCAUCUUAAAAAUAUUUUGUAAUUUUUCUCUUCAAACUUUUGUUAUUGAUGGGCAACUUGCCUUCAAUAGUUCACUGGUGGUCUGACCUGAAUACAGAAAUGUUCAAGGAUCAACUUUAUGAGUUGAGGUAUGAUUCAAAAGUGGGUUACACUGCAAUAAUCUACAAUGUAUAGAUACCUUAACCAUCAAUUCAUGCAUUGGACUGCUAUAAGACUUUAUUUAUGUAAUAAUUUGAAAUUAAAUAAAUGUGAUUUUUUAAAUGAA